AUGCUUCAAGAACGCCUGGCCGAUAUUGCUAUACUCCUUUUCAAGGUCCUAUACGAGGAGCACGAUGUUAAAUUCGGGCUCUUUGGUGACUAUGCGGUCAGCGUAGUUGUCAAGAGCGAGCGGGCACGAGGAGCUGAUAGUAUUAACUGCAUUGUCUCUACGUCCAAGGAUAAGCUCUUGGAGUUUCUAGAUGGACAGAAUGGGUUUAUCACUCUUCCUCAAGCUCGUGAGGACCAUGCUAUCUUCCUCUGGACCGUAUUAGCUAACCGAAGUAAUCCUAUAAUGGUUGAGAUGUUCUGCGAGACUCUUUUUGAAGAUGACAUAGGGGGCAGUAACAUUGCAGUCACCACUCACAUUAUUUACGGUAAGAAGUACGAGAGGGGAUCUUCAUUCUUUCUCGAUUCAUUCUUCCUGUUCAAGGACAAGGUUCGUUUGGUCGCGACCCGUGGAAGAUUCCACGAUAGUAGCGAUCUCCGAUAUCUGGAGGAGAACUAUAAUCAUAAGCUUAAAACCCUUCAUUCACAUCUAGAUCUGGGAUACGUUGGUCACGCUAUCAAGAAAUUUGUGGAACUUGAUCGUUUGUUUGAGCGAAUUGGGAUCAAUUCUGAGGCGGCUCUUCUUGCUUCUGAGAAUCUGGACCUGGAGAGGGUCAAUCCACCAGGCCCUUUCGACGUCCAGCUUCAGUUGUCGAAGACGCACUGGCAGCUUCCAUAG
This is a messenger RNA of Penicillium manginii, 714 nucleotides long. RefSeq lists its product as uncharacterized. NCBI's taxonomy places the organism in Eukaryota, Fungi, Ascomycota, Eurotiomycetes, Eurotiales, Aspergillaceae. Bases 1 to 714 code for a protein of 237 amino acids. The transcript has 2 exons. The record is from RefSeq and is a predicted model, not a curated record.